This is a messenger RNA of Sorex araneus (European shrew), 3013 nucleotides long. RefSeq names its product ankyrin repeat domain 46 (gene ANKRD46). NCBI's taxonomy places the organism in Eukaryota, Metazoa, Chordata, Mammalia, Eulipotyphla, Soricidae. The transcript is spliced from 4 exons. Gene Ontology annotation, molecular function: protein binding. Bases 142 to 828 code for a protein of 228 amino acids. The record is from RefSeq and is a predicted model, not a curated record.
GCCGCUCUAGGCCAGUGGAGGCCAAGCUGGGCUCUGUGUCGGCCCGUCUCCCCUCCGCCGCCGCCGCCGCCGCCGCCGCCGUGCCCCGAGCUGCUCGUGCUGUCACCGCCGCUCGGCUCCGCCCAAGGCCCUGUCUCGGCCAUGUCCUACGUGUUCGUGAACGACUCGUCGCAGACGAGCGUGCCGCUGCUGCAGGCCUGCAUCGACGGGGACUUCAACUACUCCAAGCGGCUGCUGGAGAGCGGCUUCGACCCCAACAUCCGGGACAGCCGGGGCCGCACCGGGCUGCACCUGGCCGCCGCCCGUGGCAAUGUGGACAUCUGCCAGCUGCUGCACAAGUUCGGCGCUGACCUGCUGGCCACGGACUACCAGGGCAACACGGCCUUGCACCUCUGCGGCCAUGUGGACACCAUCCAGUUCCUGGUCUCCAAUGGGCUCAAAAUUGACAUUUGCAACCACCAAGGCGCCACCCCCUUGGUGCUGGCGAAGCGCCGGGGAGUGAACAAGGACGUCAUCCGGCUGCUGGAGUCUCUGGAGGAGCAGGAGGUGAAGGGCUUCAACCGGGGCGCACACUCGAAGCUGGAGACCAUGCAGACGGCCGAGAGCGAGAGCGCCAUGGAGAGCCACUCCCUGCUGAACCCCGACCUGCAGCAGGGCGAGGGCGUGCUGUCCAGCUUCCGCACCACGUGGCAGGAGUUCGUGGAGGACCUGGGUUUCUGGCGGGUCCUGCUCCUGAUCUUCGUCAUCGCCCUGCUGUCCCUGGGCAUCGCCUACUACGUCAGCGGGGUGCUCCCGUUCGUGGAAAACCAGCCGGAGCUGGUGCACUGAGGGGGCCCGGAGAGGCAGCCAGGGCCGUCCGCUGCCCACCGUUUUCAGUUUUCCGUUUGUUCGUCUUGCGUUUGUACCUUCUAGAACAGGGCGUGCGUCUCCACGGAUGGCUACGCACUGCCCUUCAGUACCGCAGCCCUGAAGCCCCGAAUCUACCUCGGACUCCCCCUGAGAUCUUAGGAAAUCAGCAUGCACCCUUGUUUGAUAAAAAAAAAUAAUAAUAAAUGGGGUGCUCUAGGGGCCAGAGCUAUAGUGCAGCAGGAAUAGCCGACCUGGGGUUCAAGUCCCCAAUCCUGUAUGUUCCCCCUUGCCCCCCAGGAGGAAGGAAGCCCUGAGCACUGCAGGGCCUGAUCCAGAAACAAACACAAAAGUUGGGUCACUCGAGAGGAUCCAACUGCCGGCUGGCCCUCACCCUCUCGGACCCGUCGGCUGGAAGCACUCAAGAGAAGGGCUUGGGGUUCGCUCUGGUUUGUUUUGGCAGGAGCCCUUGUAUCUUUUUAUUUGCAUUAUCGGAGAACAGGGGGAAAUGAAACAGUCAGCUUAGAAUGUGCAAUGAGGGCUGGAGCCAUAGUACAGCGGGGAGGGCAUUUGCCUUGCACAGACCAACCCCCGGCAUCCCAUAUGGUCCCCUGAGCACCGCCAGGAGUGAUUCCUGAGUGCAGAGCUAGGAGUAACCCCUGUGCAUCACCAGGUGUGACCCGAAAGAAAAACAAAAAAAUGUGCAGUGCUUCCUUCAGUCCCUGGAGAGCAAAUCAGGAUUGUUGGAAUCAGUUUAACUUAAUUUUUUGGUGGGGGGUGGGUAGUGUUUGGACCACUCCCAACAGUGCUCAGGGGCUCUUCCUGGCUCUGUGCUCAGGAGAGACCCCUGGUGGUGCUCCAGGUUAGCCACGUGCAAAGCAAGCCUGUUGCCCCCGCCGUUAUCUCUCUGGCCCUGGCUUAAUCUUUUUUUAAGCUGCAUCACAAACCCAACAGAACUUUUGAAAAUGAGCUCUGAAGAAGAAAAAGAAAAAGAAAGAAAAUGAGCUGUUUUCUUUUUUUAAAAUAAUGACUGCUCAUAUAUUUAUUUGUUUUUAAGGUCAUUUGGGAUUCUUUUUUCUCCUUUUGUAAAGCGCUCCAUUUGUCUUUGUCAUCUGUAGAAAAGGUACUUCCGGAGUUCUCCUCUGCACUUUUCAGUCUCUCCCUGUUUAUUUCAAAGAUGGGAUUUCUCUGGAAUAGUGUUAGAAAGUGUGGUCCCUACUUCCUUCGUAGUUGGUGGCUAGUUGGGGUGAAAACAAUCCUGAGAACUGUCAUUGUGAUUCUUUGGUUGCUACGAGGUGGAAAACCCAGUUCUAUAAGCGGAUGGGGUUGACACAGUUGUGUCACGUCAUGAUGCUUUAAGCCCAGAAGCAGCCCCGCUGAUAACCCCUGAGAGACUCCUGCUGACAGCCCCCCUGGGUCAGGGCUUCUAGGGGUUGGGGGCAGACCGUCCUGAUCGCCUCGUAGGUGAGAAUGAAGAGAAGGGUCUGAGAAUUGAGACGGAGCCCCCAGCAGCAGCAAGCUUAAAGGGCUCUUUUGUUAAUAAUUCUGAUAUAUGUAGAUCAUUUGGGGGGCUAACUUUUUUAAAAAGACCGGGAACGGUCAGAAACGGUCAGAACGGUCGUGAAAACUAAUGGCUGGACUUCUCCUUGGAACCAAGGCAGCCGAGCUGCUCGCCCAUCGAACUGUUGCCAGAAAUAGAAACUAUCAUCUCAAGCAGAAUUGGUGCCUCCGUGACCCUUUUUUGCCUCUUUUUUUUUUCUCUUUUGUAUUUAUGUAUCUAGGAUGUGGCUUUACCAUUUGUAGAGCCAUUUCAAAAAUUUCUAAUUUGGCUGGCGGCCUCAGGGUCAGCGCACAAGUCUUAAUUUUAGAUCGGGGUUUGAGCAAAAUCACUCAGAGCCGGUGUCAGCACAGCCGCGAGAGUGAGCGUGCAACGGAGAACGCCCGGAUACGGAUACGCACACCCAAAGCAUGGACACGGAUAGUGCUGUGGAGUUGGCUUUGCAUCUGUUUGAGAAUCUAGACAGAGAAGCAAAGUUGGUUAACGUGUUUGUAAACACAUCACAUUCGUAACGGCUGAGCAUUCCCCCUUUAUACCCUGACUUCUUUGUAUUACAUUCCGUGUACUGCACAUGAGUAAUUCUACCAAUAAAUUUUAAUCUAUAACCUA